GCUCCGGGCGACAGCAGCAAGCGGCAGCAUCCUCGUCGCUCGGCAUGAAGUCCGCCGCCGUCUUGCUGGCCGGGCUGCUGGCGCUGACAGCCUAUUACGUCUACCUGCCUUUGCCCAGCACCGUCUCGGAUCCGUGGCGGCUCAUGCUGCUGGAUGCGGCCUUCAGGGUCGUUCAGCAAUCGUGUAACCUGGCUCAUUACCUGGGACUCGGCCAUCACCUGCGAGUGCUGAACUUUGUCAUCGGCACAUUUGAGACAUUCAAUAAUCCACAGUUUUCUGAACUUGUGACGAUAACGGACACUCAGUUUGACGGCGUGGAGGUUAGAGUGUAUGAACCUUCCGCAGCAAGGGAGAAGACGCUGAAGCGCAGUGUGGUCUACAUCCACGGUGGAGGGUGGGCCUUGUCCAGUGCAAGAGGAAGUUACUACAAUAACCUCUGCUUGACUAUGGCUGAAUCUCUGGGUGCUGUAAUUGUCUCGAUUGAGUACAGGUUGGUGCCGGACUUCCAUUUCCCCACGCAGUUCCACGACGUCCUACGUGUAGCAAAGCACUUCAUGCUCCCCGAGGUCCUGGCUCGGUAUUCGGUUGAUCCCAGCAGAGUGGCAAUCUCCGGCGACAGCGCAGGAGGGAACUUGGCUGCUGCCGUGUGCCAGGAGAUGAGUCAAGAGGAGAAUGUCACCAACAGAUUUAAACUGCAGGCGCUGAUUUAUCCGGUCCUCCAGCCCUUUGAUUUCAACACUCCCUCGUACCAACAGAACGAACUUGCGCCUGUCCUCCCCCGCUUUGUCAUGGUGAAGUUCUGGAUCGACUAUUUUGAUGGAAACUAUGAUUUUGCCCACUCCAUGGUGAUCAACAACCACACGUCCCUCGACGUGAACCAGGCCGGUUCCUUCCGAGAACGGCUGGACUGGACUUUCCUCCUGCCUUCGAGAUUCAGAAAGAGCUACAAACCCAUCACACACCCCACAGGCAAGGCAGAAAUCAUCCAGGACAUGCCUUCAUUGCUGGAUGUUCGCGCCGCCCCCUUGCUAGCUGAGAAAGAGGUUUUCCGCCUCCAGCCGAAGACUUACAUCUUGACGUGUGAGAUUGACGUACUGAGAGACGAUGGGCUCAUGUAUGCCAAGCGGCUAGAGAAAGCCGGGGUGGAGGUGACCGUCGAUCAUUUCGAAGACUGUUUUCAUGGCUGCAUGAUCUUCACUGUUUGGCCCACCAAUUUUGCUGCAGGACUUCACACCAGGGACAGCUAUCUCAAGUGGCUUAGUCAAAACCUGUGAAGAUAGGAGUCCCCACUUUCCCCCCGCCCCCCAAAAAACCACACAUAACUAACUGGUUCCAAAAUGACGUGAACUCCUUAUGCAAUCUUGUGCCAUCCGUUGUAAGACUUCAUUGGAGAGCUUCUGUUACACCAUACUGUCUGUCACUAUUGUCUUUGUCUGACUUGCUUGGAUUCUGUGUUGCUGUUUGGUGGGGAAAGUCUACAUGCAAUCUUCAACCCCGAUCCUAAAAUGCAUUGCGAGGAAGUAAGAGUUGAUCUACGCAAGCAGCAGAAAGAGUUGGUGGACCAGGCUGUACCACUUUGGACUGCAGGGGGGAGGAUGCCGUCUUUGAAUACUUGUCCAUAAUUGACACAUCAGUGAGAAAGAUUCUAUUCCAGCCCUCUGCCUACUGUGCUAAUGUUCUACUUACAAGAACGGUGUGGGUAUGGGUGUGUUUCAAAAACAGGGAAGUGUUCAUAAAUGUAAUUUUCCCUGCCUGCAGUGUAAAGUGGUUGAGUCCAUUCUACUACUUCGUUCUGCUGCAUGUCUAGACCAGGCCUGAGUUCCGUUCCAAGCCAUGGCCCCUACGGGCAGAAUAAGUGCAUUUAGGGUGGAGGUGUUUGAUAAGCUAAUCCUUGUUGACUUUAGCAAACAUACUCCCUGUUGCCAUCCUAAAUUUGCAUUCAUUGAUCCUGAAUGUUUAAUAUUGACCGGUUGACUAGGGGGCACUAUGCUUAAUACACCACCACUGCCAGAAACUAAGAUUAGAGGAAGCAGCUUAUCCAUCAAGCCUCUGUAGCUUGUGAUCUGUCAAGCUGAAUGCAGCCCAUCCACCAUGGAUGAUCACCUGUCAGGUGUUUGCCAUCCCGGCCUGCUUUUGCAUUUUUGGGGCAGACAAUCCAAAAGAGAGGUUCAGGAAGCCGCAGGCUAAAUGGAGAGCAGUGGGCUAUACAUUGUGGCGGGGGGGGGGGUAGACUUAUUCUUCCCAUAUAAAGUUCUGCCCCUUGAGUUCAGAGCUGGUUGGCUCAGGGAUCUCUCCCUUACCCGUAAAAUGUUGUGUUGAGAUCUGGUUUCUUGGUCUACUGUGGGUAUGAUUCUGGGGACAGCUUAUAGGUUAGUGCAGGAGUGUGCAAUGUGACACCUGCAGGUGCAACUGGGCCCCCUAGACCAGGCUAAAGUGCCCACCAAGCCAUUUUCCCCCUCUGUAAGUGAAUGGAGCAAUUCCUCUAUUCACUUUUAGGGGGAAGGGGGAGGGAGGAGGUGGGGUUAAGCACACCCUCCACAAAUGACCCUCAAAGCAAAAUGGUCCUUGUUCGGGAGUGGACCUCACCCCCUUCUACCUGGUUAUUACUAAGGGGGGCUUUUUCUGUCCAUAUGUAAGUUAAUGGAGAAGUUGCUGUAUUAACUUAACUAGGGACGGGAAAAGCCCCUUCCUGCUGGAAACUGGAUUGAGAAGAGCAAAAUUCACAUACACACACACACACACACACACACGCCAAGGACUCUCAAGGCAACAGGGUCUUUGAUGGGGGUGGAUGUCCCUCCCCUCUAGCCAGCUUUCAGCUCAGGGGUGGGGGUUCUUUCUCCAUGCAAAUGAAUUUCUCCAUUUACUUGCAUGGGGAUGGGGAAAGAAGGGGAG
Molecule: messenger RNA, 2895 nt
Organism: Elgaria multicarinata webbii
Lineage: Eukaryota; Metazoa; Chordata; Lepidosauria; Squamata; Anguidae
Gene: NCEH1
Product: neutral cholesterol ester hydrolase 1
Exons: 5
Coding region: 45-1274 (409 amino acids)
Cellular component (GO): membrane
Molecular function (GO): carboxylic ester hydrolase activity; lipase activity
Source: RefSeq, a predicted model, not a curated record